AUGGGCUCCAGGUUGAUCCUAUCGAUUGGUGUGCUGUUGGUCGUUGCUGCAGUGGUAACGUCCAAAUCGGUUCCGGAGCAACGCUCCCAUCUCGAUCUGGCCGAGGUGGACUCGAGCGAGGAGCAACCGUGUACGAUCGACCGUGUAAAGGGUUUCUUCGGUGACCUCUCGACCAAGGUGAAGGAGGGCGUACAGGAAGGCGUGGUGAAGGUGAAGGACGGUGUCAAGAAGGGCACAACCAAGGCAAAGGAGUAUGCCACCAAUGUGCGCGACUAUCUGCGCGAUAAGUUCAGCAGCGACUCCAAGGAGGUACCAGUAACGACCGCCACACCGAAAGCAACUGCCGGAUUCUGA
Messenger RNA from Anopheles marshallii, 354 nucleotides. RefSeq lists its product as uncharacterized. The record is from RefSeq and is a predicted model, not a curated record. The transcript has a single exon. NCBI's taxonomy places the organism in Eukaryota, Metazoa, Arthropoda, Insecta, Diptera, Culicidae. The coding region runs from base 1 to 354 and encodes 117 amino acids.